Messenger RNA from Pyrus x bretschneideri (Chinese white pear), 5547 nucleotides. RefSeq names its product ATP-dependent RNA helicase DEAH11, chloroplastic-like. Gene Ontology annotation, cellular component: intracellular anatomical structure; catalytic step 2 spliceosome. The record is from RefSeq and is a predicted model, not a curated record. Gene Ontology annotation, biological process: spliceosomal complex disassembly. The transcript is spliced from 3 exons. Gene Ontology annotation, molecular function: ATP binding; zinc ion binding; RNA binding. Bases 183 to 5339 code for a protein of 1718 amino acids. NCBI's taxonomy places the organism in Eukaryota, Viridiplantae, Streptophyta, Magnoliopsida, Rosales, Rosaceae.
GCCCGCCACGUCGUUACACUUGCAAUACUCACCCUUCGUUUCCCCUGAAAAUUCUUCUGUCCUCUCUCUCUCUUCUCUCUCUCUCUCCUCUCUCACACCUUCCCUCAAAUUCUCACUCUCCCAGUCUCUCUCUCUCUCUGCUUUCUUUCUCUCUCUAGGGGAUUUUCGGUUCUUUCGAUGCCAUGAGAUCAUCAUACCCGCGCACUACUUCCCGGCGACGUCAGCCGUCGGGAAUUCCCCGCCGUUUGCCUCCCCCCAGUUUCCCGCCCAACAACUUCUACCGCCAAACCCCUCCUCCCUCCCGCACAAGCUUCAUCGUCGAGCUACUCGCCGAUCACCGGAGUCUCCGAAAGCAUGAAAUCGACGCCGUGAUCGCUAACUGCAAGGCCAGGCCCGAACGCGUUGAGGUUUCUCCAGCCAGUCGCAUCGUGGCCUCCUUGUUCUACACGCAAUGGGUCGAUGCGCUAGAAGCCCUCGUUUAUUUUUGGGAGUCCCGGCUGGACCGGUUUCAUGAUCUCACUCCUAAGUUGAACCGAAUCGUCUCUGUUGCCUCCGAUCUCGACGAGCUCCGGGACCGGCUGAAAGCCCUGUUCUCCGGCCGGAUUAAGAAAUUGAUGGACGGAGAGGCGGUGAAGAAGUGGGAGGCGAAGCGAGUUUGGCUGUGCAACGACAACGAACGAGUUUCCAAGUUGCUCCGGCGGCAUAACCAUCUGUGGAGUUUCAGCGAGUUGAAUGAGACACUAAAGAGGAACAGGAGCGAAAUUCAAUUGGUUGAGAGCAGGAUUAGGGAGUUUAAGUCCGCCAUGAAUUGCUUGCUUGAUUAUCUUGAGGGGAAAGGGGCGGAGGAAUCGGGUGAAGAAGGGGUGAGGGUGUUCAAAUUUUCGAGUGAAGUUUAUGAUUGGAGUCAAAUUCACAGCUUAAUAGUUCGGGAAUGCCGCAGGCUGGAAGAAGGGUUGCCCAUUUACGCUUAUCGGCAGCAAAUUCUAGAGCAAAUUCUUACCCAGCAGGUCACGGUAUUGAUUGGAGAGACUGGCUCAGGGAAAAGUACACAGCUGGUGCAGUUUCUUGCCGAUUCUGGAAUUGCUGCCGAGCAGUCCAUUGUAUGCACUCAGCCUCGAAAGAUUGCUGCCAUGUCGUUGUCGCAGAGAGUUAGAGAAGAAAGUAAUGGGUGUUACGGAGGAAAAUCAGUAUCUUGUAAUUCAACAUUUUUGUCAGGACAGCAGUUGGUUUCGAAGGUGACAUUUAUGACAGAUCACUAUUUACUGCAGCAUUACAUGAAUGAUACUAAGAUGUCUGGUAUUUCUUGCAUAAUAGUCGAUGAGGCUCACGAAAGGAGCCUGAAUACUGAUCUCCUGUUGGCAUUGUUAAAAGAUUUACUUGGUCGACGGUCUAGUUUACGACUUAUUAUAAUGUCUGCAACAGCUGAUGCCAAUGUGCUUUCCGAAUAUUUUUAUCAUUGUGGAAUCUUUUAUGUAUUGGGGAGGAGCUUUCGCGUUGAUGUUAGAUAUGUACCAUCUUUCACUGAAGGAACUUCUAGUGAUGCUUCCUAUGUUUCUGAUGUGAUGAGGGUAGCAACAGAUGUACACAGAACAGAGAAAGAGGGGACGAUUCUUGCCUUUUUGACUUCCCAGUUGGAAGUAGAAUGGUGUUGUGAUAAGUUUAUAGCACCACGUGCAAUUGCAUUGCCCUUGCAUGGAAAACUUUCUUAUGAAGAUCAAUUUAAUGUUUUCCAAAACUACCCUGGAAAAAGGAAAAUCAUAUUCGCCACUAAUCUGGCUGAGACAUCUCUGACAAUUCCUGGGGUAAAGUAUGUGAUUGAUUCUGGUAUGGCAAAAGAAAGCAAAUUUGAACCGGGAAGUGGCAUGAAUGUUCUCAGAGUUUGUAUGAUCAGCCAGAGUUCUGCUAAUCAAAGAAGUGGCCGUGCUGGAAGAACUGAACCAGGAAUAUGUUAUAGACUUUACUCAGAAUAUGACUUUGAGGCUAUGCCUCCUUGUCAGGAACCUGAGAUUCGCAGAGUUCAUCUUGGUGUUGCAGUUCUGAGGAUUCUGGCUUUAGGCGUCAAGAAUUUACACGACUUUAAAUUUAUUGAUGCACCUUCUUCUGAAGCUAUUGACUUGGCUAUCAGGAACCUUGUUCAGUUGGGAGCUGUUAAGCAAAAGAAUGGUGUUUUUGAGUUAACCCAGGAAGGUCGGUGCUUGGUUAAAUUGGGUGUUGAGCCUCGGCUUGGUAAAUUAAUUCUUGGUUGUUGUGACCUUAACUUGCGUAUGGAGGGUCUUGUUCUUGCAGCUGUAAUGGCAAAUUCCCGCAGCAUAUUUUGUAGAGUUGGUAAUGAUGAAGAAAAGCUUAGAUCAGACUGCAUCAAGGUGAAAUUUUGCCAUCGUGAUGGUGACCUCUUUACCCUUCUCUCUGUGUACAAGGAAUGGGAUUCUUUGUCUCGAGACACGAGAAAUGUGUGGUGCUGGGAAAACAGCAUCAAUGCCAAAACAAUGAGGAGAUGCCAAGACACGGUGAUGGAAUUGGAGUCUUGCCUUAAACAUGAACUCCACAUGAUAAUUUCUGGUACCUGGUGUUGGGAUCCUCGUGAAUCAAAUGAUUGUGACAAACAUUUGAAAAAGGUUAUACUUUCUUCUCUUGCAGAUAAUGUUGCUAUGUUCUCAGGUUAUGAUCAACUUGGUUAUGAAGUGGCAUUAACUGGGCAGCAUGUUAGGCUGCAUCCUUCGUGUUCAUUGCUAGUAUUUGGGGAGAAACCUAGUUGGGUAGUGUUUGGUGAAAUCCUGUCGGUUUCUAAUCAGUACCUGGUGUGUGUCACUUCCUUUGAUUUCAACUCUUUGUCUGCGCUUUAUCCUCCUCCUUCAUUUGAUGUAUCAAAGAUGGAAAGUCGAAAGCUUCAGCUGAAAGUGUUGACUGGUUUUGGCAUUACUGUUCUUAAAAGAUUUUGUGGGAAGGCAAACAGUUAUCUGCUUCAUCUCGUGUCCCGUAUUAGGACAAUUUGCGAGGAUGAACUUAUCAACAUUAAAGUUGAUUACUAUCAGAAUGAGAUUAUGUUGUUUGCCACCUCAAAUAACAUGGAUAGGGUUGAAAGAUUUGUAAAUAAUGCCUUGGAUUGUGAAAAAAAAUGGAUGCGUAAUGAAUGCUUGGAGAAAUGCUUAUAUCACAGUUCUGGCGUCUUGCCUCCUGUAGCAUUGUUUGGAGCCGGUGCAGAGAUCAAACAUCUGGAGCUUCAAAAAAGGUGUUUGACAUUUAAUGUAAUUCAUUCAAAACUGGAUUCUGAAGAUGAUAAGGAGUUACUUAGUGAGCUUGAGAAGUCUAUCUCUGGUGGUAUAUGUGCUAUUCACAAGUUCCCCAGCACUGGGCAGGAAAGUGUUGACAAAGGAAAAUGGGUGAGGGUAACAUUUCAAACUCCUGAAGCGGCUCAAAAAGCAGCUGAGCUAAAUGAAUCUGAAUUUAGUGGCUCCAUACUGAAGGUUAUUCCUUCGCAGGUAGAUCAUAAAAUGUUUUCAUUCCCCGCUGUUAGAGCUAAGGUUUAUUGGCCUCGCAGGCUAAGCAAGGGGUUUGCAUUCGUCAAAUGCCACAUGAAUGAUAUCUAUCCCAUAAUUGAUGACUUUUCUAACCUUGAAGUUGGUGGAAAAAAAAUUCGCUGUGAGAUUAGCAAAAAAGGGGACAUGGAUGCUAUCGUGAUAUGUGGACUAAGCAAAGAUCUGUCCGAGGCUGAAAUUUUGGACGUGUUGAGGACUGCUACAAGAAGGCAAAUCCUUGAUUUUUUUCUGCUGAGAGGAGAUGCUGUAGGAAAUCCGCCAUGUAGUUUUUGUGAAGAAGCACUCUUAAAAGAAAUAUCACCUUUUAUGCCUAAGAGGUAUUCCCACAAUAGCUGCAGUGUACAGGUUUUCGAGCCUGAACCAAAGAGUGUUUUCAUGAGAGCUUUGAUUACAUUUGAUGGAAGAUUACACUUGGAAGCGGCGAGAGCUUUAGAAGAAUUAGAAGGGAAGGUACUGCCUGGGUUCCUUCCAUGGCAAAAGAUGAAAUGCCAGCAGUUGUUUCAUAGCUCUCUAUCCUGCCUCGCCCCUGUCUAUCUUGUGAUCAAGAAGCAGCUGGAUACUUUACUCUCAAGUUUUAUACAUCUAAAUGGUGUAGAAUGCAGCUUAGAUAGGAAUGCUAAUGGUUCCUACCGAGUGAAGAUAUCUGCCAAUGCUACAAAAGUUGUUGCAGAACUGAGAAGACGUGUGGAAGAGCUUGUUAAAGGAAAGACUAUAGACCACGCCAGCCUUACUCCAGCUGUUUUACAGCUUCUUUUCUCUAGGGAUGGCAUCAGUCUAAUGCACGCACUCCAGCGAGAGACAGGAACCUAUAUUCUUUUUGACAGACGUAGCCUCAGUGUACAGGUCUUUGGUUCUUCAGACCAAGUUGGUGUGGUAGAGAAGAAAUUGGUCGAUUCCCUUUUAACCCUCCAUGACAAUAAGCUGCUUGAGAUCCGACUUCAAGGCCAUACCUUACCUCCCGAGUUGAUGAAAGAGGUUGUUAACAGGUUUGGGCCAGACUUACGGGGGCUCAAAGAGAAGAUCCCAGGGGCUGAUUUUGGUCUAAAUGUUCGCCGUCAAGUAAUUUCCAUCCAUGGAAGCAAGGAUGUGAAACAGAAAGUAGAAGAGAGUAUUUAUGAGAUUGUACAGACGUCAGGUAGUUCAACUCAGAGGUUUAAGAGUGAUGUUGAUUGCCCCAUAUGUAUGUGUGAGAUUGAAGAUGAAUACCGGCUCGAGGACUGUGGGCAUUUAUUUUGCCGCUUGUGUCUAGUGGAGCAGUGCGAGUCGGCAAUUAAGAACCAAGAUAGUUUCCCAAUGUUUUGUGCACACGAGGGUUGCAGAUCUCUUAUUUUGUUCAUUGAUCUGAAGUCUCUAUUAUCAAAUGAGAAGCUGGAGGAGCUAUUUAGGGCUUCACUGGGGGCGUUUGUUGCAUCAAGUGCAGGUAUCUACAGGUUUUGCCCGUCUCCUGACUGCUCUUCUGUGUAUCAAGUAGCUGCUCCUGGGACAGACGGUGAACCAUUUGUUUGUGGUGCAUGUUAUGCCGAGACAUGUACCAGGUGCCAUUUAGAACAUCAUCCAUACCUCUCAUGUGAGCAGUACCGGGAGUUCAAGGAAGACCCAGAUUCAUCGUUGAAGCAGUGGUGCAAAGGAAAAGAACAUGUGAAGAGCUGCCCGGUAUGCAGGUAUACAAUUGAGAAGAUAGACGGGUGCAACCAUAUAGAAUGUAGGUGCGGGAAGCACAUUUGCUGGGUCUGUUUGGAGUAUUAUGCAACGAGCGACGAAUGCUAUACCCAUUUGAGGACUAUUCACCUGGCCAUCAUUUGAUAUGAAGUGCUCGUGACGUUUACUUAUCGGUCGGCUUAGAGUGUUGUUGAUAUAUGAUAUGAAAUAGGUAAUGUAGACACAGCAAAUGUAAGUACAUUUUCUCAAUGUAAGUGCUUUUAACCAGACUGAACUCUAGCCAAGUUUUUCGGUGUUCUCAUCAAGUUUGGAUAAUAAGAAAUGAGAAGCUCUGAUGAGAUCAUUCAUCCAA